Molecule: messenger RNA, 1221 nt
Organism: Penicillium cinerascens
Lineage: Eukaryota; Fungi; Ascomycota; Eurotiomycetes; Eurotiales; Aspergillaceae
Product: glycosyltransferase
Exons: 1
Coding region: 1-1221 (406 amino acids)
Molecular function (GO): glycosyltransferase activity
Source: RefSeq, a predicted model, not a curated record
AUGGAACAUCUUCUCCCGUCCGGGAUGCACGCCAUCCCCUCUGAGCUUCUCGAUCUACGCUCCGACGCCAACAUAGAUUUUGACCUACUGCAUCCCCAGCCAGUAAAUGGCGUCAAAAAUAUAUGGUUCUUCUGGCACUCGGGCUACGCCAGCAUGCACCCGUACACACAGCGCACGGUGCGCGCAUGGCACCGCCGAUUCACAAAACAAGGGUGGACUGUGCGGAUCAUAGACCGACUACCGGGGUCAAAAAGCAAUAUCGCCGAGUUCUUGGAUGUUACCGAUCCAGAGCUUUUCCCACGCGCCUUUACCGAUGAGACCCUCACCGGCCCUUACGCGCUACAGCACACUUCAGACCUUGUUCGCUGGCCGCUGCUCCUGCGAUAUGGAGGCGUCUAUGCGGACGUGGGUAUGAUGCAAAUUGGCGACCUGGAUACUCUAUGGAACGAGACAAUUGCAAACCCCGACUCCCCCUAUGAAGUUCUAUCUUAUACCCCUAGUGGUCAAGAUCAUCAUUACAGUCUAUGCAAUUAUUUUCUCGCUGCACUGCCGAAUAACGCGCUCUUCGAGCGCUGCCACCGUCUACUUCUCACUGUUUGGGGAGCAGAUGGUGGUAAGACGAGCACUGACGGUAUGCAUGCAAGCCCGCUGCUUCGAGGCGUUCCUCUGAUGGGCGGCGAGUUCACUAUCACCGAGGAUGAUGGAACUUUCAUCGGCCCUGCCGAGGUCAGCCGUCUGUUAACCGACUAUAUCAUCCAAGGUCAGGUGGCUACUGCAGUGAUGGGACUGGUUGAUACCGAAGACAAUUGGGACGGUCCGGCCUAUUGCGUAGCACAUUUCUAUGCGAUCGAGUUCAUGGAAGGGUCGCAGCUCAUUAACGAAUUAACUGCCUGGAACGGACAAGACGCAUUCGAUUUACUGUCACUACCUAUGCCGAAGCAGGGUGAAGAAGAGUUUGAUAAUCAAAAAAAGGCUCAUGAGAUCGUUGAGGCCUGUCUGUCGCGCAGCUUUGGGUUCAAGCUGGGCCACGGCCUCAUCCUACGCGUCCAAAAGGUCACUCUCGGCUCGCUGUGGCGGAGUAACCCGGGGUCCGAUGUUGAGCCUGGCACAUAUGCGGCUUGGCUUCGACAUGGGAUUGCCUACUGGAAUCAAAAUGAUGUGCCCGGUCGAGUGGCGCUCUCGUUAAUCCCGCCUACCAAGGUUGGGAGAUUACUUGCGUAA